AUGUUCACAGAAUCCCAGCAGAGGCCGAGGACAGCGUCUGUUGAAGACAUCUGGUCUCAGAAUGCGGCAGUCCCCGAGACCGUCGAGGCGUGCGUCCACGCUCUCGUCAAGCGCACCGUUUGGCAGUUUCCCGGCCGCCAAGCCGUCUGCUCUUGGGACGGAGACUUGACGUACAAGGAGCUGGACGCUGUCUCUAGCAAGCUGGCCCUUCACCUCGUCGACAUUGGCCUCCGAGUCGGAAACCAUGUGCUCUUGUCGUUUGAAAAGUCACAGCUUGCGCCCGUUGCCGUCAUGGCCGUCAUGAAGGCCGGCGGAGUAUCCGUUGCCGUCGACGGCUCGCAUUGUCAACUCGCGAGCUGGGCAUCCUGCACCCGAUUCUCCCUCUGUCUCGCGUCCGCGGCACAUGCUCCGGCAUUGGCGGACGCCGGGAUGCAAGACAUCCUUACUCUGGACCGCCAGUUCCUACUGGGGCUUUCGGCAAAGUCCACGUCGUCCCGGUUGCCGAAAGUGACCCCUUCAGAUGGUCUGUUUGCAACUCUUGAUCCAGCAUCGGCCGCGUCUCAGAAGGCAGCUAUCGUUACCCACAGCCAGUUCAGCAGUGCUGCUGUAUAUCAGAAAAGGGCGCUGGGAUUCUGCAAAGACACUCGCACCCUUGAUCACAUCUCAUACGCGUCCCCCGUGGCCUGGUGCUACCUGCUUCACACGUUAUGUUCUGGGGGCUGUCUCUGUAUGCCUUCACCUCAUCGUGACUCUGUGCCCAGCUCAGCACCCGGCAAUGCCAACUGCGCCUUUGUGACGCCGGAUCGGGCUCAUGAUCCGAGUUGCGAAGACGUAUCGACGCUGGUUCAAGUCGGCUGUUUCGGUGGCGAGGCUAGCUUUCCGGAUGUGAGUCCGAGAGAGAGCGAGCGGACAGUCUUGAGUGCAUAUGGAUGUGCCAAGCUGGCUUCGGUCAUUCCCAUCACCAAGACCAUCAUCCCCUACACCUUGGAGGACCAGACUUUCUCUAGUGACUCCGGUGUCUUUGAUGGAGAGUGGGGGUCCAACGCAUUCAAAUCUUCCAUCAAGUCAUUGGCCGCGUAUGAGCCCAGUAAGGAUGACAUCUCAUUCUCCGAGCCAGCAUACGGGCUGUGUCUGUGGAUCGUUGAUACCAACGAUCCAGACUCGCUUGCGCCCAUCGGGACAGUCGGUGAGCUCUGGUUUGAAGGACCUAUAUUAGGAGGUCAAGGCGGCGUUGAUGAGGAGCCUUGUUUUGUGGAAAACCCUGCAUGGCUGCUGAAGGGCAGUCAGAACCACCCAGGUCGCACGGGACUAUUACUGAGGACCGGUGCCCUGGCCAAAUACAGGCCGGAUGGAACAAUCCAGGUUUUGGGCCACGGCCAAGACGUCCAAGCCGGCGUCGUCCGUGCCAGCUUGGACGAUUCCGAAUUAGACGAGAGACCGUGUGAUUCGGAUCCUUCAGACCCCAGGCUCGGAUUCCGGCAUGAUGAUGACCCCCAAAACGAGGUCCAAUCUAUGAUGCAAAGAACCUGGGGCGCGGUGUUGCACGUUGAUCCGGCCAUCAUCAGCAGAGACAGCCACUUUUUCCGCAUGGGAGGCAACAUGGUUCACGCCAUCUUGCUCUGCAAAGCCGCUAGAUCGUCCAGCAUCUGGAUCACCACAAGAGACGUCUACAAAAACCCGCUUCUGAAGGAUAUGUCGGAGAUUUGCAGCCGACAUAGCUCAGACACUGACCGUGACAGAAGACUGGGAGUACCAUCUCCGCUCACGGGCGAAGGAGUCCGUUCCCAGGUUUCUCGACUCUGCGGUAUCGAAGACUCAAGAGUGAUAGAUGUUCUCCCCUGCACAGCAUUGCAAGAAGGGCUGUUGGCAUUGACCGUUAAACACCCCGGAGAUUACGUUGCGAGGAACCUUUUCAGCAUCAGCAGAAACGUGGACGUCCUCAAGCUAAGGAAAGCAUGGGAUCACGUUGUGAUGAUGAACUCGAUUCUGCGCACACGCAUAGUCAGCCUUCCUGAAAUUGGCAUUGUGCAGGCAGUUCUCGCUGAAGAAACACACUGGACCGAUUUUGAGGCGGGAGACAAUCACAGUCCGCCAAUGGGCCUGGGAACACCUCUCACCAGGUUCUCCAUUCUGCCGCAAAACGCCAAAGGCGAAGUUUUCCUGCUGUGGGAGGUCCACCACGCUUUAUACGACGGGUGGUCCAUGGGCUUGCUGCUCCAGGACGUGCAGGACGUGUAUUACGGAAAUGAAGUCCAAGACCUGGAGCCGAUGGAUGCGUUUCUCGAAUACAUGGCUACCAUCAACGAGAACACUCGGAACGAGUACUGGAGGACGCAGUUUGCUGGCAUCCAGGGCUGUCAUUUCCCAACAGUCAAGGGCACGGACAACCCGAGGCCUGAUCAGCAGCUUGAAAUGUCCGUGUCCAACAUGGACUGGUCCAACAGUGACUUUACUUCGUCAACCAUUCUUCGCGCGGCGUGGUGUAUCGUGUCUGCCCACAACACCAACUCCAACGAAGCACUCUUUGGCGUCACCGUGACAGGCAGGCAAGCUCCGGUUCCGGAAAUUGAAAGAAUGACGGGCCCUACCAUUGCCACCGUUCCUCUGCGCGCGACGCUUGACUGGGACGACGACGCCGAGUCAAUAUUGCAUCGCAUACAGCGUCAGUCUGUCGACAUGAUCCCAUUUGAGCAAACGGGUUUGCAGCAUAUCCGUCGCCUGGGUGAGGAGCCAUGUCUGGCCUGCAACUUCCAGACUCUCCUCGUGGUACAGCCCCCGAGUGAUGGCGGCGGUCUCGAGCCAGAGGAGGAAUUCCUGACAGAGGUCCAAGGCGAAGAAAACGGGAACAAGUGGCAAGACUUCAGUACUUAUGCUCUGGUGAUUGAAUGCCAAUUAGAAGCACAGGGCGUCGGCAUUCGUUUUGGAUUCGACUCGGAAAUCGUGUCGGAGCCAAAAAUGGCACACAUUGCCGCCAACUUGGAGACAGUGAUUCGCCAUUUGUCCGAUCAGCGUCUGAGGAAGCAGACUUUACGCAGCAUCAUUACUGAGCACCUUGCUCCGUUUGGAAUAGAUCAGAUCUGGGCCUGGAACAAAGACGUCCCGGAGCCCACCGAACUGUGUGUCCACGAGUUGAUUUCACAGAGAGUCCUGGAGGACCCUUCUGCCCCUGCCAUUUGUGCGUGGGACGGUGGCUUGACCUACGGCCAGUUGUCCGAAAUGUCUGACAACUUGGCACAAAGGCUGGUUGGCUUCGGAAUCCGCGGCUGUCUUAUCCCGUUAUACUUUGAAAAGUCCAUGUGGAUGCCCGUGGCCGCGGUAGCCGUCAUGAAGGCUGGUGCCGGUGUCGUCGCCGUGGAUAUGAAGCUUCCGGACGACAGAAUUCGUUCCUUGGUCUCGCAGCUCGAGUCCCCGGUAGCCCUAUCUUCUGUUGAAAAGUAUGACUUGGUGAGGAGGUUGUCCGAAAACGCUGGCGUGUUGACCGUUGGGCCUGGACAACAAUGUCUCGAAUCUCUGCAUCCGGCCGCAGAGCUGCCCAUCGUACAACCAUCUGACAUGCUGUACGCCGUCUUCACGUCGGGCAGCACUGGCACUCCUAAGGGCGCGAUGGUGUCACACCGAAACUUCUGCUCAGCCAUCACGUAUCAGCAGAAGCCGCUGAUGUUUUCUCGCAGCUCGAGAGUGUUUGAUUUCUCAUCGUAUGCCUUUGACGCCUCGUGGUGCAACCUGAUCCAUGCGUUGACGAGCGGCGGCUGUCUUUGCAUACCAUCGGCUUUUGAGAGAGAAAAUCAGUUGGCCGAAUGCUUCAAAAAGUACAAUGUGACGUCGGUGGACUUGACGCCCUCGGUUGCGCGCAUGUUGGGCCCCAAGGUGCUCUGCGAUCUGACGACACUCAUUCUGGGCGGCGAAGCCGUCGUCCCGACCGAUGUUCUCCUGGCUGGAGACGACACGACCAUAAUCAACGUAUAUGGGCCAGCUGAGUGCACGCCUACGGUGACAAUGUCUGAAAUUUGUUCCAAGAAAGUCACCAUAGGCCGCGGCGCCGGCGCUUGCACUUGGGUGGUUGACGUCAACAACCCAGAACUCUUGGCCCCCCUCGGUGAAACUGGAGAGCUUUGGGUUGAAGGCCCGCUUGUUGGUCAGGGCUAUCUCUCAAAUCCAGAAAAGACGGCGGCAGCAUUUGUUCAAGACCCAGUUUGGCUUACUCGAGGAGCCCCUGGCCACCCCGGACGAGCUGGCCGUCUAUAUCGAACUGGUGACCUCGUGCGGUACACGAACGCCGGUGAACUCAUCUUUGUGGGCCGCAAAGACACACAGGUCAAGAUACGAGGGCAGCGCGUCGAGUUGGAAGAUAUCGAGCACCAUAUUGUGGAUAGCAUGAACGCGGUCAAAAACGGCGACAUCAAGGCCGUGACCGUAGUUGCAGAGACGAUCCGUCCAAAGGAAGCCUCGAGCGCCGUCUUGGUAGCAUUUGUUGCCCUAGAAAGCUCUGGAGCUGAGCUGACAGAUGAAAAGCAUGAAGAAGCUGUGCAAAGUUUGGUUCUUGCUAGCAAUGAGCGCCUACAAGAACGAAUCCCCGUAUACAUGGUACCAACUUCAUAUAUCCCGAUACGCAAGAUUCCCAUGACGCCGAGUGGCAAGGCGAACAGACGACUGCUUCGAGAAAUCGCCGAGUCGGCUUGGAAACAGUAUAGGAACUUGCCCGACAAGACAGACUCCCCCGAGAUACUAAGCGAAGUCGAGGAGCGGCUCCAGCGGAUUUGGAUGUCGGUCCUCAACUUGUCGGCUGAGGAGAUCUCCGUCACCAAGACCUUCACGAGAAUAGGGGGCGACUCCAUCUCGGCAAUGCAAAUCGUCGCUCAAUGUAGACAGCACAGUAUCUCUGUUACCGUCGCGGAUAUCCUGCAAUCGGGAACCAUCAGAAAGCUGGCGUCACAGUGCAAGUCCAUGUCUCGCCAUACGGUGCCAGAUGACGACGAUGGAGUCGACGAAGAGGCAACUGAACCUUUUGACCUCUCACCCAUCCAGCAACUAUUCUUUGAUGCUUACCCAUCCGGGCUGAAUCACUUUAAUCAAAAAUUCGUGCUAGAGUUGGGGCUGUAUGUUCCCGGCGCAAGGUUUUUGGCAGCAAUCCAGGAUCUCGUUGAUCGCCAUGCCAUUUUGCGGAAUCGUUUUCAUCGCCCGGCCGAGGGCGCGUCUUGGAGGCAGAGCAUAGCUCCCAAGGGGCCGUCAUCUUUCGCCUUUGCGGAGCACAAUGUUUCUAGCCGGGACGAAGCAAUGGUUCUGUCGCAAUGGCGACAGGAAAAUCUCGACAUUGAGCAUGGUCCAGUCUUCGCUUGUGACUUCUUCAAUAUUGCUGGUGACGUUCAACUUGUCACUCUCUCGGCACACCACCUUGUAGUUGACCUUGUCUCUUGGAGGAUCAUCUGGGGCGACAUUGAAGACCACAUCCAGCACGGCAGCUUGAUAUCGGCACCAUCGACGUCGUGGAAAUCAUGGCUAAGGCGUCAAGUUAGAGCCAACCGCCGCGCCUCUCCCAUUUCAGUGCUUCCAUACAGCGUUCCACUUCCAGACUUGGAUUUCUGGGGACUGCCUUUAUCUGACAGCACAUUUGGGAACUGUACCGUAAUCUCUGAGGCAUUUGAGCCAUCUCUCACCGAUGCGAUGUUUGGAGAUGCCAACGAAUGCCUGCGGACGGAGCCCAUGGACAUACUCCUCGGCACAAUGGCACACUCAUUUCACCACGUGUUCCCGGAAAGAUCCGUGCCUGUCAUUUGGCUCGAGGGGCACGGGCGGGAGCACUCGGAGGAUCUCCCUGUCGAUGUUUCCGGAACCGUGGGAUGGUUCACCACUCUCCACCCCAUUCCCAUCUCCGUCAAGCCCGGUGAAGAUGACUCCCUCAUCGAAACCAUCAGAUUUGCCAAGGACAUCAGAAGAAAGGUCCCCGGUAAGGGCCAGCCCUACUUCGCUUGCCGGUUCUACAGUGAAGCUGGCCGUGAGGCUGCCCGGGGACAGGAGAUCCCCGAGGUGACCUUCAAUUUCACCGGGAGAUUCCAACAGCUCGAAGCGGAAGAGGGGCUCUUCAAGCGCCCUGACCAUAUGGGCGACAGUGAUGACGACUUGGUCGACGUAUCACAGACUGCUCACCGUCUGACCAUGAUUGAGAUCACUGCCGAUGUGGAGGAUGGCUGGCUCGUGGUGACGUUCCAGGUUCACAAGGACAUGAAACACCAACAACGCCUGCAACAGUGGGCACAGGAGUUUGGAAGAUGCAUGCAGCGCGCCGUUGAUAGACUGUGCAAUUCGGCCGUUAGCUUCACUCUCAGUGACCUUCCAUUGCUGCCAAUGUCGUACAGCGCUCUCGACACCUUACUUUGCCGUCAACUUCCCAGUUUGGGGAUACCGGCCGGCACGGUGGAGGAGAUUCUGCCCUGCUCACCACUUCAACAGGGUAUUCUAUUGAGCUCAGAGAAGGGAAUCGCAUCAUACGCCACCAGUUCGACGUGGCGCUGCCUGGCCACCCCGGGACUGGCGACGCGGAUUGAGCCCCAAAGGCUCGGAAACGCGUGGACCAAGUUGGCACAGAGGCAUUCCAUCUUGUCUACCGUGUUCGCUUUGCACCCGGAAGGAGACGACUUCAUGCAGAUUGUCUUGAAAAACACCAAUUCUGAGGUCAAGUUUGUUGGUUCUGGUUCAACAAGUCCAGAAGCCAUGCUCGACAGCCUUCCAAAACCAACGUUCAAAGCCCACGAGCCUCAGCACUUGUUCUUUAUUUGCCAAUCAGACAGUGGAGAAGUAGCUUGCAGAUUGGACAUCAGCCACGCCCUCAUAGACGCUGCUUCCAUGUCGGUCAUGCUGCAAGAUCUGAUCUCCUUUUACGACGGCAUCACGCCUGCCGCCGUGCCGCCGUUCGGAGACGUGAUGCGCCAUAUUUGCAGCAUUCCCCAUGGCAAGCGAGUUGCUCCGUGGGUUUCCAUGCUCACUGGCGUGAGUCCAUGCGAGUUCCCCUUGUCAGUUCACGACUCGUCUGCGAAUGAAGAGCGCCAUUGUGACAUCCCCGUGCCGCCGUUGGAGUUGGCCGAGGUGACUGAAUUGUGCAAGAAUCUCGGCAUCACCCGUGCCGUUUUCUUCCAAGUGGCCUGGGCCAUGGUCCUGGCAACCUUUACCGGCAUGGACGAGGUGUGCUUUGGUUACCUGGCUUCGGGCCGAGAUGUCCCCAUAGACGGCAUUGAGGCUAUUGUCGGCCCCCUUGCAAAUUUGCUCAUCAGCCGCAUCGAUUUGCGAGAUUCGCCCCGCCAGGUCUUGCAGUCGGUGUCUAGCAGGUCGAUACAGCACUUGGCAAUGCAAUAUGCGUCGCUGGCCGAGAUCCAGCACGAACUAGGACUGUCGGGAAAGAAAUUGUUCAACACAUCCUUCUCCAUCAGAGCGUCGGACAAGCUGAAGAGUUCUGAAAACAGAAGCCUCUCAUUCGAGUCCAGUGGCGGGGAAGAUCCCCACGAAUUUGACAUUAGUCUCAGCGCAAGCAUUGACGGCGACAACAUUGAUCUUGUGGUGGAGUAUCGCGAACCUUAUAUCCAGAAAGCCGUGGCUGCCCAGGCGUGUGACGUUUUGUUCAAAGCCAUCACCUACUUGCUGCAGGCCAAUUACGAAACCCAGUUACCAAAAAGCAAUGGUGACUCGAUAAGUUGGCUCUCACCCAUCUCAGUCUUUGACGGUUUCUACAAACAGACGGUUGGAACUGAUGAAGCCACAACCACCGCCUUUUGGAAAGACCAGUUCCGAGGAAUCACGGGUUGUCAUUUCCCUUCGCCACCGGCAGUCGGCCGGUCACGAGCCUACAAAGAAGUCGCUCUGUUUCAAAAGGGCUGCGGCCCGCUCGACGGCGAAAUUGAACCUGCCACUUGUAUCAAAGCUGCUUGGGCCAUCCUUGUAGCAACAAUGUUGGAUUCAUCAGAGGCAAUAUUUGGCAUGGUAUCUGAUGACAACGCCUUGCUACCGGUUCGCGUACCCAUCAUGUGGGACGACAAUGUGAACAGUCUGCUUCAUUUCAUUCAGAAGCAAGGACAGGAUUUGGACGUUUUCAAACGGACCGGGCUGCAACGCAUUCGUCGCAUCAACGCUGAGGCUGCUCUUGCAUGUGACUUCCAGAGCAUACUUUCUAUCAACCACGAUGAUGCUCAGCCGGAGCAGUUGGGCGAUUUUGCCAUACUGUUCAAGUACAACAAGUCGCAGUUUGGAUCACACGUUAGCAUCAUAUUUGACUCCAACACGCUGUCCGAGAAGGAAGUCACGCGCUUGUUUUACCAGUUCGAGCAUGUGCAUCAGCAGCUUCUCAACCCCGUAGCGAGACAAUCCAAGCUGCACCAUGUGUCAACGCUCAGCUGCAGAGACCUCGAAGAUGUCUGGGCAUGGAACGAAAAGGUCCCCGAAAGCGUGUUGGACAACGUGCCUCGCAUGGUCCGUGAAACCGUCCAUCGACAACCGUUGGCUACAGCUAUACAUGCGUGGGAUGGUUCCCUCACAUAUCAACAGCUAGACGACUUAUCCACCACUUUAGCUUAUCAGCUAAGGAAGACGGGGGUUGGGAGGGGUGAUGUUAUCCCUCUUUUCUUUGACAAAUCCAUGUGGAUGCCGGUUUCUGCUUUGGCAGUCAUGAAGACUGGCGCUGCGUGUGUUGGUACAGAUCCAUCCAACCAGCCAGAGGAGCGUCUGCGAGCCAUGGUAACACAGGUUCGGGCAAAGACAGUUCUGGCGUCUGCGGCAUAUGCCGACAUUGCCAACAAACUUGGCGCUGACCACGUCGUGUCGGUGGACGUUGAGCGGCUAUUCGAGUUCGCGCUGUCUUUGGACCACGAAGUCCGCCUUCCAGAGGUCACUGCUUUCGACGUCCUGUACAUCGUCUUUACAUCCGGCAGCACGGGCGUGCCCAAAGGUGCCAUGGUCACUCACGGAAAUUUCUGCAGCGCCAUUGUUCACCAGAGAGACUUGCUCGGCUUUGGGAGCGAUUCACGCGUGCUUGACUUUUCAUCCUAUGCGUUCGAUGUCGCGUGGUCUAACAUGCUCAACACCCUGACAGCGGGUGGAUGUUUGUGCAUACCAUCGCCUGAAGAGCGCCAAGACGGUAUUGCAGGGUGCUUGGACAAGUACCAAAUCACGGUGGCAGAUUUCACACCAUCUGUCUUGCGCAAUAUCGAGCCAAAGGCGGCAUUGACGCGGCUGUCCACCAUGUUAUUGGGCGGCGAGGUCGUCCUACCAAGCGACGCACAGUACGUCAGUCCAGGGGCACGCGUCGUCAGCGCAUAUGGUCUGGCGGAGUGUACGCCAACCAGCAUCAUCUUGGAUCUGACUCCUGAAGGCGACGGCGGCCUCGGUUUUGCAUGCGGCUCGUGUGCCUGGAUUGUUGAUGCAGAGAACCCUGACAGGUUGGCACCUAUUGGCACGGUAGGUGAGCUUUGGCUGGAGGGACCGCUCAUCGGAGCAGGUUACGUCAACGAUGCAGAAAAAACAAAAGCAGCUUACAUCCAGGACCCCGAGUGGCUUCUUCGGGGCGUUCCCGGCAAGCGACCCGGUCGUCGCGGCCGAGUAUACCGCACAGUAGAUCUAGUGCAGUACCGGGAAGAUGGCAGUCUCAUCUUCAAGGGCCGAAAGGACACGCAGGUCAAGAUCCGCGGACAGCGAGUAGAGCUCGAAGAAGUAGAACAUUAUGUACAGGAUGCGAUUUCUACUACUUCUCAUGGCACAACCAUGACAGUCGUCGCCGAGACGAUCAAGCCAGUGGGUAGUCACGGGAUUAUGUUGGUUGCAUUUGUUUGUCUUGGCUCACAAGAGAUGAUGAGCGACCAAGACUACGGAAAGGCGGUUCGGAGCGCAACGUGCGAUGUCGCGGAGAGACUGGGCGAACAGGUACCGUCAUUCAUGAUCCCGAGCGUUUUCAUUCCAAUCCGAAACAUUCCCAUGACGGCAACCGGGAAGACUGACCGUCGUCACCUACGCAACUACGGGUCUUCUCUUGAUCUGGAAGACAUCGCCGCGUUGGGUCGCGCUGAGGGUGAGCGUAGGGGGCCGACAAAUGAUUCGGAAAGGUUGAUGCAAGGCCUUUGGGCCGAGGUCCUGAGUAUGGAACCCGACAAUAUCAGCAUCGACGACAGUUUCUUCCGCAUUGGCGGCGAUUCCAUCGGUGCAAUGAAGCUGGUCGCUUUGGCACGAAAGACGGGCUUGCCGAUUGCUGUCAAGGAUGUUUUCAAGCACCCGACUAUGCGAGAUUUGUGCAAGCUUCUUCACUAG
This is a messenger RNA of Metarhizium album ARSEF 1941, 10281 nucleotides long. Its product is annotated as non-ribosomal peptide synthetase. Gene Ontology annotation, biological process: amino acid activation for nonribosomal peptide biosynthetic process; secondary metabolite biosynthetic process. Bases 1 to 10281 code for a protein of 3426 amino acids. Gene Ontology annotation, cellular component: cytoplasm. The record is from RefSeq and is a predicted model, not a curated record. The transcript has 2 exons. Gene Ontology annotation, molecular function: catalytic activity; phosphopantetheine binding. Lineage: Eukaryota; Fungi; Ascomycota; Sordariomycetes; Hypocreales; Clavicipitaceae.